This is a messenger RNA of Thunnus maccoyii (southern bluefin tuna), 2501 nucleotides long. RefSeq names its product rogdi atypical leucine zipper (gene rogdi). The record is from RefSeq and is a predicted model, not a curated record. Lineage: Eukaryota; Metazoa; Chordata; Actinopteri; Scombriformes; Scombridae. Gene Ontology annotation, cellular component: RAVE complex. The coding region runs from base 171 to 1064 and encodes 297 amino acids. The transcript has 11 exons.
CCUCUUUUACAUUGGGUUGGUUCGUUCACACGAGCGCUUGCGUUAUUUCCUACAGUUCCUGAAGGCAUCAGAUCCUCCGCUAAGCUAGUAGGUAGUUGGUCACCUCCAUCACAGGGAGAGGACGCAGCUUUAAAGGUUCAUCGAGGCUUUGCUUCAGUUUUCUGCACAAAAUGCUGAACCCGCAGAGAUCUCUGUCUGAACUGCCCAAGAUGUCCGCUGCCAGCCAAGUGGAGAGAGCCGUGCUGGAGGAGGAGUUCAAUUGGCUGCUUAAAGAAGAAGUACAUUCUGUCCUGAAGCAACUCCAGGAUGUCCUCAAGGAGGCAUCUAGACGUUUCUCCAUGCCGACGCCAGGCCUGGAGAGUCAGCUCAAACAGGAAAACUUCAUCCUCGGCAGCUCAACCAUGGAUCAAGUGAAGGGAGUGCUGACUCUGCAGGGAGAGGCUCUGACUCAGGCUGACAUAAACCUGAAGGUUGCGAAGAGCAGCCAAGUGCUGCACUUUCAGUUCAGGGAGGACAAGCAAUGGAAACUGCAGCAGAUCCAGGAUGCCAGGAACCAUGUGAACCAGGCUCUCCAGCUGCUGAACAGCCAUGAUGAGAGCUACCACUUCAAGACAGGGGCUGAGGUGAACAAGCUGAUGGACGCAGUGAUGCUCCAGCUGACACGAGCGCGGAACCGCCUCACCACCCCGGCCUCCAUGACGCUGCCUGAGCUGGCUACCAGUGGCCUGAUGAAAAUGUUCACUCCUCCCAUGCCCGGGGAUGUGAUGGUGAAUUUUUACAUCAAUUUAAGCAAACUGUGUCUGACGGUCUACCAGCUUCACGUGCUGCCUCCCAACACCACCAAGAAUUUCAAACCAGCUGGAAGCUCAGUGCUGCACAACCCUGGAGCCAUGUUUGAGCUCAACAACAACCGCUUCGAGGUGAGCCAUGUUCACAAGGUGGAGUGUGUGGUACCUUGGCUUAAUGAUACGCUGGUGUUCUUCACCAUCUCCCUGCAACUCUGUCAGCAGCUCAAGGACAAGAUAUCUGUCUUCUCCAGCUUCUGGAACUACAGACCUUUCUAAUCCACCUCCAGAGACCUUCAGACCCAAACAAACCACACAAGUGUAAGGGACAUCGUGGGAAUGCUUUUAUUUUUUUAUAUAUUUAUCAUCCAGUCAUUCAGUCAAGUGUUGCAUGAUCAGCCGAAGGAGCCAAUCAAACCCCGACAGGUAUCCAUUGUUUGCCAUUCCCAGUUGUGUUAGCUUUGAUUUGUGUGUAUUGCAUCUCACAGCACUGAUUUGAACUCAUCAAUGAAUGUAUGUGACUUUUGUUGAUUUAUUAGAAUUAUUUUUUUGUUACGUUCACGCAAUUUAUUGAGUAUUUAUCUGGUUUUUAUACCAAAGUUCUCAUCAUCAUCUGAACUGUCUUGUUGUGAAACACUAAUUUGUGCACUCAGGGUUGGAAAACGAUGCAGUCCCUAAGGGAUCAGAGUGGGAGGUUUUUUUUUUUCUGUAAUAUUUCUUUGUUCCCUCACACAGUCCUUUUUAAAGUUUUUGCAUUCCCUCACUAGUCCUCCAUUCUUCCUCACAGACUUUAAAGACCCACCAAACCUGUUUUCUCAGUCAGCUUCUUACUAUAAGGAAGUUGGUGGGGCUCAGUUGGAAUAACUUCCAUGUAACAGGAUCAGGAUUUGGCAACAUUUGAACCGAUAAGUGAUGACAGUGGAGGGGUUGUUUGCUGAUGCACAACUUCAACUUUGAUUGUUGCACAUUUACUCAAAAAAAACAAGUUUUCAGGUGCUUUAAUCUGUGCAUUUAUUUUAUAUAUUCACUUAUAUGAGGUGAGUGCAGUGUCAGAUCAUGGUCUGUACAGGCGGAGUCACAAAUGUGCAGGUGGAGGUGGGAUGCCAGUAGUUUCCCUCAGGGAAGGGUUACAGUACUUUAAAAGGUGGAGAAGCACUACUCACUUCUUUUAAAAACUCCUAUUGAUUAUUAACCAGCAGCAGGUCAAUAUACUUUAGGCUGAGUUAAAAAUGGAAUGAAAUAGUUUGAUCAAUAAUUAGCGCUGAGUGUUGGACAGUAUAAUGUAUGGAAACAUGUGUGGGAGUGCAAAAAGCUUUUAUAAGGGAAUACAAACAUAAAUGCAUGAAAAUAUCAAUCCUGUGAGGGGAUGCAGAAGUAGUGUGAAAAUAUUUCCCACUGUGGUCUUUAUGGGUUAAAAACAUGUCUGUGACAGUGUUUUUGUUUUUGGUGGAAAGGACUUGGAGACAUACAUUCCCUGUUUGUUACUACAUGAAAACGAUGUUAAAUGAUAAGCUACUAGUUGUGUCUGCUAUGUUUUUAUUUAUUUACAUGUUUUUGAACGUAUGUUGUUGAUUCCCUGUGAACCAAACACUAAUCUAAUCAUGAACAAAUGACUUCAUUCCAGUAAGUGUUAAUCUAUUUUGAAGAGCUGCCUAUCAUAUAAAAUGUGGAAAUUAUUUAUCUGAUAUCUGUGCAAUAAAAAUAUUCUAAACAACA